This is a messenger RNA of Klebsormidium nitens, 1869 nucleotides long. The record is from the annotation of a GenBank genome assembly. Lineage: Eukaryota; Viridiplantae; Streptophyta; Klebsormidiophyceae; Klebsormidiales; Klebsormidiaceae.
UCAGAAUCAUCCCGGUAUGUCACAGCUUGUUCAAGGAAAGAGAGUGGGGCGCUAGCCAAGAGAGGCUGCUUGUAGGAAAUGGAGUGGACGGAGAUGGAGUUGGUGCAUGCGCAGCCUCUUCGGAAAUGAUCUCAAUUGACUAAAAACUUUUGUAGGUCACCAUUAAAAUAAAAGUGCUCGGCAGAAUGUGAACCGCUGAAGGCUGAGUUUGGAUAGGUAUUCCCUCACUUCGGUCGUCUAGCAGUCUUUCUAAGAGCUCAAGUCCUUGAAGCACCCGAGGGUACAUCAGAAAAAAAAUCUCCUCUUUAUGAAAGAAAACAAUCUCCUCAAUCUUCUGAAAACGUGCUGGAGAAAGAGGAUCAGAUGCUGCUUUGUGUAGCACUGGGGUAAAUCUUGCUAAAAGCAGAUGGAGACACUGCAGUAGUCACUUUAUAUUUUAGGGUUGGAUUUGAGAAAUUUCAGCCGCUGACGGGAUGGCUGGUCAACCGCCUGCAAUGGAGGUCCCAGAAGAUGCGGCGAUUCAGAAAGUAGUGUGGGAGGGGAAUUUCCCGCUGCGGAUUCAAUUGGAGGCCAAGGAAGUGACGACGCUGACACCACCACCUCCCCUCUUUUUGAUGGCGCCCAGGCUCGGCUAUCUCCCCCUUCUCGCAAGCAAGAUUGAACCUCACUUCCGGGCCGCUCUACCCCCCGGCACGGACGCGAUCUGGUUUGAGUACCGAGGCCUCCCCUUGAAGUGGCACAUCCCAACCGGCGUGCUGUACGACCUGCUGGCGGAAGAAAAGACUCUACCUUGGCAGUUGACGGUUCAUUUUCGAACAUAUCCAAGUGAGCUCAUUCCAAUCGAGGGAGAGGAGACUGUGAAGUGGAGCUACAUGAACGCUCUGAAAGAGGCAGUGUACAUAAUGCACGGGAGCACCAAGCCGGUGAUGAGCCUGUCGCAGAAAGACCAGGAGGAGCUGUGGCGAUCGCUCGCAGAAGGUGAUUUCAACAGGCAUACGAGCUCGGCCGCAAGUCUUGGCGUCAGCACCAGCAGCAGACCCCGGUCGGUUCCUCUGCGGCUGUACCUGAGACAAGCGGGGACCAGCGGCGCACAUGUCAAGAAGUGGGAGGAGAUUGCGGUUACGACGAGAUGUGCUGACGUCAUGGACAGCGGCUCCCCGGCCACUCUGGGUGGAGCGCUUCACAAGGCCGUGCCGCACCUGUUCGACGAGGGCGCUUCGAACAACCUGCCCGCGCUCGCAACGGAGCUCGGCCGUCGAGUGAGCGGUCUCGAGAUCGAACCGUCCACCAGCCGACGAAACAGCAUCACGGAAGAGUUGACGGACAGCCCACGAGACACGUCGAGGAGGGGGUCUUCUGCGGAGUCGCCGGGGGGAGUGCCUUCCGCCGGAACAAGCGGAAUGGUUCGUGAGACUUCGGAGGAGGGGAGCGGUGGAGUUGGAAGCGAAAGUACGACUCCGCGGGGAAGCGAAGCGGGGGAGAGUGACGAAGCAAGCUUGGCCAAGAAGGAAGUCGGAGCGGAGGGCGGCGGUGAGGUGCACAGCGACGUGGUUGAUCGGUCGUUCCCAAACGGUUUGGUGGUGCGAAUACAAGGGACGGAGCCUCGAUGGGAUGUGCCUCUGAAUUGGCUGAGCAGGAACCUGAGUCAUCCGGACCACUUUCUGCACAUAAGCGUCUGGAGACGAGAGGCUGGGCAAGAAUAGAGGUGUUUGACUGCGUAGCCAGUCCCCUGAAAGGAGUGGACACUGACGAAGCUAACGAGCUAAAAGCGCCUACGGAGCGCCUAGCGUGAUCGCCAUACUGAAUUGCUCUUCUGGCAUACAAUUCGACCUUGUCCGGUCAUCAUGAGUCGAUGCCCGGUCAUCCCCA